AUUCCCGUGCCUAGUUCGGCGACCAGCGCGUCGGGCAACCGUUCGCGCGACGAGGAAGUCGUGGAGCCGAAUCAUUCGUGGGCGCAGCCGAGCCGAACGACCGGCUCUGUCCAGACGCCCUCGGGCUCCAAGGCGCCAGCCGGCGCAGGCCUGACGCCGGCGACGGCGCCGCCGAUGGCCCUCGGCCCGAGUCCGCCGGGCCAGUCCGCGGGACUCGGCGACGCCGAGUUCGCCGGCCGCCUCGAGCUCGACCUGCUGCCCGAACUGCUGCACCGUCUCACGGCCGCCGCAACCGCCGGCGGCGGCGGCGGCGGCGGCGGCCCUCAGGCUUGGCACUCGGUCGCCGAGGCCACAGCCAAAACCGGGCUCGAGUCCGGCCGGCCGAGACGGCGCCAGCUGCGCCUCUGCCUGGCCUGCCGGUGCCGAGCGCCCUACCUGCCCAGCGGGCCUCGGGCCGCCUUCAACGAGGGCGCCGUGGUCGUGGGGCCGCCCAACUGCCUGGCGGGCUGCCAUGCGGCCGCGUUCGCGGGCCGGCCCGACCGCCGGUUCGUCGGCUUCUGGCUCGGCCUGUGGGCCGUGCUCUGCGCCCUCUCCAGCCUCGCCACUCUGGCCACCUUCCUCGUCCACCCCGCCCGAUUCACAUACCCCGAACGACCCAUCGUCCACCUCUCCGCCUGCUACCUCAUGCUCGCCCUCGGCUACCUCGUGCGCGUCGGCCUCGGACACGAGGCCGUCGCCUGCGACGGCGCCGCUCUGCGACGCGGCACCACCGGACCGGCCGUCUGCAGCCUCGUCUUCCUACUCACCUACCUCUUCGGCAUGGCCGCCGCCGUCUGGUGGGUCAUACUCACCGUCACCUGGUUCCUCGCCGCCGGCCUCAAGUGGGGCAGCGAGGCCAUCUCCAAGUACUCACAGGUACCUCGAAAUAUCGGCCUCCCCUUUUGCCCCACUGGCCAAAGGACACGAGAUGUAGUCACCCUAUUUCGUUUCAUGAUUACAAAAUUUCUUCAUACCUACCAGUUGCAUUAA
Molecule: messenger RNA, 1029 nt
Organism: Protopolystoma xenopodis
Lineage: Eukaryota; Metazoa; Platyhelminthes; Monogenea; Polystomatidea; Polystomatidae
Source: the annotation of a GenBank genome assembly